This is a messenger RNA of Mirounga angustirostris (Northern elephant seal), 5547 nucleotides long. It is a transcript of the gene RTL6, whose product is annotated as retrotransposon Gag like 6. NCBI's taxonomy places the organism in Eukaryota, Metazoa, Chordata, Mammalia, Carnivora, Phocidae. The record is from RefSeq and is a predicted model, not a curated record. The coding region runs from base 620 to 1339 and encodes 239 amino acids. The transcript is spliced from 2 exons.
CCCGCGACCCGCCCUCCCUCCGCUGCGACCCCGGCCCCGGCCCCCGCUCGCGCUCCCGCCCGAGGCCGCCCGCGCCCGCCUGCCGCCGCCGCCGCCGCCCCGGCCUGACCUGACCGGGAAGCAGUUCCGCGGGCCGCUGCCGCCGUGACUCAUCGGCCCGCCCGCGUCCCCCGAUCGGGCCAUCUUGGUCGCGGCCGGCGCGGCAGACGGAGCCGCGGAAGAAGCCGCGGAGACCCAGGUACGCGCCCGCCGCCCGUCCCGGGCCCCCGCGCCGCCGCAGGUGCAUCGCCCUUUGUUCUGCGCAAGGGCCCAGAACAGCCCACCCCCCUGUGCAGCCCGCCUUGGCCUGGUGAGGUCUGCGUUAAAAGAGCCGCCUCCGGAAUCGGCAUCCCCCAGGGCCUGCCCCACCGGCCUGGCCCCGGCUGUGCUCGGCCCGCGGCUCCGUCUGCCCUGCCUUCUGGUUUGGCCUUCUCAGCCGCUCUGAGUGUUGAACCCCGCCCUUUCCCUGAUUCCUGUCGGGGUCUGCCCGAUUUUAGCAUCACAGGUGCUCAGGUUCUGGGUUACCCACACCCCUUCUCCCAGCCCACCCGUCUCAGCCUUUGGCUGACCUCUGGCCAACAUGGUCCAACCCCAGACAUCAAAAGCUGAAAGCCCGGCCUCGGCAGCAUCUACCAGUGCCCAAAUGGAUGACGUCAUCGACACCCUGACCUCCCUGCGCCUCACCAACUCGGCGCUGAGGCGGGAGGCCUCUACCCUGCGGGCAGAGAAGGCCAAUCUCACCAACAUGCUGGAGAGCGUGAUGGCAGAGCUGACCUUGUUACGCACCAGGGCCCGGAUUCCGGGGGCGCUGCAGAUCACCCCGCCCAUCUCCGCAAUUACCUCCAACGGGACCCGACCAAUGACCACGCCUCCAACCUCUCUGCCUGAGCCCUUUUCUGGAGACCCCGGCCAGCUGGCAGGGUUCUUGAUGCAAAUGGACAGGUUCAUGAUCUUCCAGGCCUCCCGCUUCCCAGGUGAGGCCGAACGAGUGGCGUUCCUUGUGUCCCGGCUGACCGGGGAGGCAGAGAAGUGGGCGAUCCCCCACAUGCAACCUGACAGCCCCUUGCGAAACAACUAUCAGGGAUUCCUGGCAGAGUUGCGGAGAACCUACAAGUCUCCACUCCGGCAUGCACGGCGCGCCCAAAUCAGGAAGACUUCUGCCUCUAAUCGGGCCGUGCGGGAGCGGCAGAUGCUGUGCCGCCAGCUGGCCGCCACGGGCACGGGGCCUUGCCCGGUGCACCCAGCCUCCAGUGGGACUAGUCCAGCUCCGGCUCUGCCCACCCGAGCUCGGAACCUUUAAGGAUCAGCCACCACCCGGGUCGCAUCUACAGCCACGCAGACAGCGUACACCCUUUGCUACGUAGAAGAAAUGCCCAUAGGACAGCAUCACCCUUGUUUGAAGACAUUCGUCCCUGCCUCUCCAGACCUGUACCAUAAGGAGAUCUUCCUUCAUCACUCUUGGGCGCCCUGUCACCCACCUUGCUUCCUAGUGAUCUGUGCUAUAGCUUUGUCCCCACCGUGCAUGCUUCCCGUCUCUUGCUUGCCCCCCCAGCUCUCCUGGUAACCACAGCUCUGCUGCUUGGCCACAGUGACCCCGCAGCCCGCUGCCGAUCAUCUGGGCUGAUCCCUCCCAGCCUGACUAGGUUCAUGGACGCUCCUACUCCACCCUGUGCAGGCCCCUCUGGCAGCUCCCUGCUGAUGAUAGAGGGGAGCCACUUUGGCCAGGCUGGUGGUGUGUUUUGGGUACCUGCGGGAGGGGAGUCUGGCUUCGCACCUGCAGGUGAUCACCAGCCCUGCCAGGCCCUGGGAUAGCAGGCGGGGGCCUCGACCCUGCUGCGGCGGCCAGGUGUUCACCGCUGGGAGUGGGUGCAAGCAUUUCUGGUGGGCAGGCUUUGCUCUGCGCAUGAACAUGGAGUCGGUAUGUCCCAUUGUUGCCCCUGGGAAAGACCGCUAAUGCAGCUAAAGGGAGAAGCCCCCAGAGGAUGCACCUGCAGGAAUGCUUGGCUUUAGUUGCCAAUGUUCUGACAGCACUGGCCUUCUGGGAAUCUGGAACUUGCCUGCUACAGGAGGUCAUCAUGACUGUGGAUCACUGAGCCGUUCCACGGAGCGACCACAGGCAGCACGUUCAUGUACAUCCCUGCCUGAGGCCCACGGUGGGCUGAGGACGGGGGGGUGCGCCCGGGGGAACCACCACCACCAACUAGUGUGUAGUCACCCCCUCCUCUCUGCCCCCCAUCACUUGGCGGUAGGCCUGUCUAGCUUGAGACCUGUUCCCAUCUUCAGGUGACAUGUGGCCUUCACCUCGGCCCCCUCGGCCACCCGCACCACCUCUAGCGUGUAGCAUGUCCUCCCCAUGCCUGGGCUGUCCCAUUGGGUGUCCAGCCUUUGUCUAAGAAAAUAGGGACUCCUAGCUGGAGACCCAAAUCCUCUGGGAUGCAUCAUUAAGCACUUAAGGAAGGCCCCACCAGGGCCUUUGUGGCAUUUGUAAAGGGAAAGAGCUGCAGUCUAUCUUGGUCUUAAUGUGGGGACAGGACAAAACUGGCACUUGGGUCUGAAUUCCGAGGGACAAAGCUACACCUCUGAUGGUGGACGGCCUUUGGGUUCCUCACGGGGGACACCCAGAAAUCACUUUCUAAAUGAGACUUGGUCAAGCCCUUUGGACCAUGAUGAUCUCACCAUAUUUAAUGCCAAACGGACCACAUUUACAUGACCACCUGGACCAUGGGGAAGAUGAGGUGUCUUACCCUGGGUCCACCUGCCCUGUCCGAAUGGUCCUGCCCUGACCGCAGAAGGAUAGCCUCUGCACCCACCCGGAGACCAGUGUCUUGGGAUACCCAGAGGUUGGGUCCUAGGGUCUAUCCUUUCUUCCUAAGAGUUUUGAUGAUGCUGGGGACGGUGACUGCGUUCUUGAAGUGGCCACUGCCUUGCAAGGUCAAGGAUAUUCAGUGGCUGCUGGGGUUCGUGGACCACUGCCACCCACUCAUUGUAAACUCUGUUAGCCCAAUCGCCCUGCUGAAGAACUGCCUGAAUACAGGCUUCAGGCCCCCCUGGAUUCCAGCCAAGGCUGUUCAGGUGGGACCAUGGUGCUCAUUAAGCAUGAAUGGGGGGGGAGGACACACAGUGGGGCCACCAUUCUGGGGGGUGGGACCUCUGGUGGGGGAUGUACAGAUCACUUUCUCUUUGUGCUCAGUGCUCUACUGUCUGCCUGCUAGGUGGAGGUGCCCACGGAUGCAGGGGUGCAGGCACCCGGGGGACAGGAGGCACCCUGAACGUUUCCAUGUGGCCCAGCCUGGUGAGGGCGGGAGACCCCGCAUGGAAGCAGGGCAGGAACCGUGCCAUCUCGCCGACCCCUGGGCCUACCCAUGUGGCACGUAGAAGUCCUAGUAUGCUUGCGUUGCGCGCAGCAGGGCCUGAGCCGCGGAGGGCCGGGCUGGCCAUGCUGCCUGUCCCCCCCUGACCUGGCCCGUCCAGGCUGCCGCUCCAGCCUCCAGCUCCCUUUGGUUCGGUGAGUCGUGUUUCAGCCGCUGGUGCUCCUGUUCAUGGGCUUGGGACUGGUGUUGUUGCACAUCUGUGACCUUGACCGCUUCCGGCGGCUUUGGAAGUGAGUAGACGAGAGGCUCAGGGGGUUGCCCCACAUCGGACUCAGACAAGGCCCCACAUUGGGAGCCCCCCUGUGGCUCUGGGGGAAAGACAUCUGAGUUCCCAGUGGAAGAGGAUGAGACCCGCGCUCCAUGCAGCCCAGAGCCAGACCGCGGGUCGGGGAGGGUCAAGCUGAAGAAGGAAGUGGGGGAGGGGAGCGGCUUUGUACAGACUUAGGGGUUGUGGUUUCUAUCAGUUUAAGAGAACAGGUAUUGAUUUGUAAAAGGGACAGGCAGUUAGUAGUGUUAAACAGUGCUCGUGAGGGAAAGUUUUAUGUUUUUCAUGGUGUUGACAUUAUUUGAAAUGUAUUGUGGUGUUUCUGGUCUACCUGAUACCCCAUCUGGUAAGUAAGCCUCAUGGCAUAACAGGGCAUCAUUUGAGAUGGAAUUUAGAAUAAGGGGUGACUUCCUGGCCGAAUGUAUCGUGUGACCUUGGGAUUAAUUUAAUGUCCUAAAGCAUUUCGGUGACUUCUAGGAAAAAGCAAAGACCUGGUUCGUGGGUCCCAGGUAAGUAUAUGAUGAGUAAGUAAUGACAGGGGUGCACAGCCCCCCGAGAAGGUGCUGGUAGGACUUUUCCUGGCGUGUGGGUCCCUGCCGUCAAGUGUGACAAGCCACUUGCUGGGUCACCGCGGUCCUGGCAGUUCGGCCCAUAGGAGAGAAAUGUGAGGGAGAGUUGGGCACGUACUUAGGCUACCUUAAGGGGGCAAGCCCUACAGUUGUAUAAAAGGACAUUCCCAUGGGCCACCGCCAGCAGUGGAGUUUGGGUGGGAGGAGGAGGAGAUCGAGAUCCUUGCAGAAAAACUAAGCUCCCCAGUGCCUGGGAAAUGUUAGACGGGGGGCUUAGAGCUGAGGUCAAGACUGGACUCUGCAGAAGGAAGUGCAGAGCGCCUUGUUGGGCCAACAGAGGUAGCUUGCCGGCGUCGGGAGAGGAUUGGGUGUAGGACAGGUCUACUGUGUGGGGAGAGCUGACGACGCCAUGGCGUCUCUCGGGGUCCUAACGGGGGGUGGGGGGGGGUGGCAGCUGGUGCAGUGCAGAUGCAGUGGGAGAGGUGGGAGGGACCCUCGCUCCUCUCUGCAAUGUCACUAACUCCACGAGCAAGUAACAACGCACCAGGUCUUUUCAUAAUCAGAGCAAACCUACACCUUGUAAAAAUUUUGGAAAAUAAGGUAGCAAGCGAGAAGAGUGAAGUGUUAACAUGUUGGUGGCUCUCCUGCCAGCCCCCCCCCCCCAUCCAUCAUGGUUUUUCUUCUUUUUGUGGGGACUUAGUGGUGGUAAUACCUUCCGUAAGAGAUACCAUAUUGUGUGGGUGUUUUCACUUCUGUGACGCGACUUCCCCAUUACACGUUACUACUCAUUUUAGUUUGAAAUGGCUGUGUCCUCCAUCACGGAGACGGACAGUAGUGCCCAUGGUUGAUCAUCCAUGCCAUUCGUUACUAAUUUCUCACCACCAGAAACGGAAGAAUUUCUUCGUGCAUAACACUUUUCCCCAAUGUCAAGUUACUUCCUUAGGAUAGGUUCUCAGAGGUGGAAUUACUGAAUUAAUAGGAAAACCUUUGAGCCCCUUAUUACAUAUGGACAGAACGGUUCCCAGCAAUGUUUGUAUCCAUUAACACUGCCACCAGCAAGUACGUAUGUGCCCCUUGCACCAUCUCGCCAGCUCGGAGGAUUAUCUUCCGGCUAAAUACUUGCUGGUCUGAUAAUGAAACGUAGCAUUGUGUUUCAGUUUGCAUUUCUUUGCUUUUUAGCAAAGUUGAACAUCUUUCCAUGUUAAGCAGUUCUAUUUCCUCUUGUGGAUUGUCAGUGUCCUUUGCUCUUAUCUACUGGGGUCUGAUAAAUUUGUAUGAGCUCGUUAUAUAUUAAAGAUAUUAA